ACUAGAGCGCGCCACGCGGGGCCGGAGCUCGGAGCCGCCGCCAGCUCCUCGGAACCCCUGAGCAGCCCUGCGUCCCCGCCGACCCCUGAGCCCCACCCCAGGCCCCCGCCCCCCACGCGCGCGGCGGCCAUGGCGGCAGUGCGCGGGGUGCCCCUGCUUGGCUGCCUCCUGGCGCUGCUGGCGCUGUGCCCCGGGGGGCGCCCGCAGACGGUGCUGACGGACGACGAGAUCGAGGAGUUCCUCGAGGGCUUCCUGUCGGAGCUGGAGCCGGAGCCCCGGGAGGACGACGUGGAGGCCCUGCCGCCCCCUGAGCCCACCCUGCGCGUCCGCAAAGCCCAGGCCGGGGGCAAGCCGGGGGCACGCCCGGGGGUGGCCGGAGAGGUGCUCCGGGAAAAGGCCAAAGACAAAGGGAAGAAAGGCAAGAAGGACAAAAGCCCCAAGAAGGACAAGCAGCCGCUGGAGGCAUCCCCCAGGCCACCCAAGAAGCCCAAGGAGAAGCCACCCAAGGCCACCAAGAGGCCCAAGGAGAAGCCACCCAAGGCCACCAAGAGGCCCAAAGAGAAGCCACCCAAGGCCACCAAGAGGCCCAAAGAGAAGCCACCCAAGGCCACCAAGAGGCCCCUGGCUGGGAAGAGGCCCCCCACCCAGACCCCCUCAGAAGCCCCGUGGUGGCCACUGCCCCCACCCCUCAGCCCCAGCCCUGGGAAGCUGCUGCAGGAGGGAGCAGAUGGUGCCCUCCCAAGUGCCUGGCAGGGUCCAGGAGGAGAGACCCACGUGGAGCGCCAACCUGAGCCGGAGGACGGGAGCGAGCAGCCCACGCUGGACUACAACGACCAGAUCGAGAGGGAGGACUACGAGGACUUUGAGUACAUCCGGCGCCAGAAGCAGCCCAGACCGCCCCCCAGCAGGAGGAGGCCUGAGAGGCCCUGGCCCGAGCACCCUGAGGAGAAGGCCGAGCCCCCUGGGCGGAGGCCCGACACUCCAGAGGAGAAGGAGAGGACCGAGUUGCCUUUGAAGCCCCUGCCACCCCCGCUGCCCCCCGACUACGGGGAUGGCUACGUGAUCCCCGACUACGACAACAUGGACUAUUACUUCCGGCCUCCAGACCCCCAGAAGCCCGACACCGAGCUGGAGACUGACAGAGAGAAGGAGGAGCUGAAGAAGCCCAAAAAGGAGGCCAGUGGCCCUAAGGAGAAGGAGACGGAUGACAAAUGGACAUUGGAGAAGGACAAGGACCACAGAGGGCCCCGGAAGGGUGAGGAGGUGGAGGAGGAGUGGGCUCCAGCAGAGAAAGUCAAGUGCCCCCCCAUUGGGAUGGAAUCGCAUCGCAUCGAGGACAACCAGAUCCGGGCGUCCUCCAUGCUGCGUCACGGCCUGGGAGCCCAGCGGGGCCGGCUUAACAUGCAGGCUGGUGCCACCGAGGACGACUACUACGAUGGGGCAUGGUGCGCCGAGGACGACAGUCAGACCCAGUGGAUCGAGGUGGACACCAGAAGAACCACCAGGUUCACGGGUGUCAUCACCCAGGGCCGGGACUCCAGUGUCCAUGACGACUUUGUGACCGCCUUCUUCGUGGGCUUCAGCAAUGACAGCCAGACGUGGACGAUGUACACCAACGGCUAUGAGGAGAUGACCUUCCACGGGAACGUGGACAAGGACACGCCCGUGCUGAGUGAGCUCCCAGAGCCAGUGGUGGCCCGUUUCAUCCGCGUCUACCCCCUCACCUGGAACGGCAGCCUGUGCAUGCGUCUGGAGGUGCUGGGGUGCCCCGUGUCCCCUGCCCACAGUUACUACACACAGAACGAGGUGACCACCACUGACGACCUGGACUUCCGGCACCACAGCUACAGGGACAUGCGCCAGCUGAUGAAGGUGGUGAACGAGGAAUGCCCCACUAUCACUCGCACAUACAGUCUGGGAAAGAGCUCACGUGGGCUUAAGAUCUAUGCCAUGGAGAUCUCGGACAACCCAGGGGACCACGAGCUGGGGGAGCCCGAGUUCCGCUACACAGCUGGGAUCCACGGCAACGAGGUCUUGGGCCGCGAGCUGCUGCUAUUGCUCAUGCAGUACUUGUGCCGCGAGUACCGCGAUGGGAACCCCCGUGUGCGCAGCCUGGUACAUGACACGCGCAUUCACCUGGUGCCCUCGCUGAACCCUGACGGCUACGAGGUGGCAGCGCAGAUGGGUUCAGAGUUCGGAAAUUGGGCGUUGGGGCUGUGGACCGAGGAGGGCUUCGACAUAUAUGAGGACUUCCCGGAUCUCAACUCUGUGCUCUGGGGAGCAGAGGAGAGGAAAUGGGUCCCUUACCGGGUCCCCAACAACAAUCUGCCCAUACCUGAACGCUACCUCUCCCCAGACGCCACGGUGUCCACAGAGGUCCGGGCCAUCAUUGCCUGGAUGGAGAAGAACCCGUUUGUACUGGGGGCGAACCUUAACGGCGGCGAGCGGCUCGUGUCCUACCCCUACGACAUGGCACGCACACCCAGUCAGGAGCAGCUGAUGGCUGCGGCCCUGGCGGCUGCCCGCGGGGAGGACGAGGACGAGGUGUCCGAGGCUCAGGAGACCCCAGACCAUGCCAUCUUCCGCUGGCUGGCUAUCUCCUUUGCCUCCACCCACCUCACCAUGACCGAGCCCUACCGGGGAGGGUGCCAAGCGCAGGACCACACCGGCGGCAUGGGCAUUGUCAACGGGGCCAAGUGGAAUCCCCGAUCUGGGACCAUCAAUGACUUCAGUUACCUGCACACCAACUGCCUGGAGCUGUCCAUCUACCUGGGCUGCGACAAGUUCCCUCACGAGAGCGAGCUGCCCCGAGAGUGGGAGAACAACAAGGAAGCUCUGCUGACCUUCAUGGAGCAGGUUCACCGUGGUAUCAAGGGGGUUGUGACGGACGAACAGGGCAUUCCUAUUGCCAAUGCCACCAUCUCCGUAAGUGGCAUUAACCACGGUGUGAAGACAGCCAGUGGUGGUGAUUACUGGCGCGUCCUGAACCCGGGUGAGUACCGUGUGACGGUCCAGGCGGAGGGCUACACGCCGAGCUCCAAGACCUGCAAUGUGGAUUAUGACAUCGGGGCCACCCAGUGCAACUUCAUCCUGGCUCGCUCCAACUGGAAACGCAUCCGGGAGAUCUUGGCCAUGAACGGGAACCGGCCCAUCCCCCACAUCGACCCUUCGCGGCCCAUGACCCCCCAGCAGCGGCGCCUGCAGCAGCGGCGGCUGCAGUACCGGCGGCGCCUGCGCAUGCGCGAACAAAUGCGGCUCCGUCGCCUCAAUGCCACUGCGGGACCGGCCACGCCCUCCACACCGCCCCCUGCCACCCCCACACUGCUCCCCACCCCAUCCCUGAUCCCCUCUGCCGACCCCAUCUCCACCCUGGGGCCCUGGCACUUUCUACCUGAGACUACAGCUGACUGGGAGGAGUCUGAGACGGAGACCUACACGGAGGUGGUGACGGAGUUUGGGACUGAGCUGGGGCCGGAGGAGGAGGAGGGGGAGGAGGAAGAGGAGGAGGUGACAGUCGCAGGCCCAGAGUUCCCCUUCACCACAGUAGAGACCUAUACGGUGAACUUUGGGGACUUCUGAGAACAGGUCUGCCAGGGCCAAGAGCCCUGCCAGUUGUCAUGUCGCCUGGGCCAGCUGGGACCUGUGUGCGGCACAGGUGUGACCAACGCCCAAGAGCCGCAGGCUCGGGAGAGGACGGCCGGGGAGGCUGGCUGGGGGCAGGCCCGGCGAGCCCCGGAGAGACUUCUCCACCACCUGCCCAGGCCACACCAAUAAACCAAGCUCAUGGCA
This is a messenger RNA of Hipposideros armiger (great roundleaf bat), 3789 nucleotides long. It is a transcript of the gene AEBP1, whose product is annotated as AE binding protein 1. Gene Ontology annotation, biological process: regulation of DNA-templated transcription; peptide metabolic process; protein processing. The record is from RefSeq and is a predicted model, not a curated record. The transcript is spliced from 21 exons. The coding region runs from base 130 to 3579 and encodes 1149 amino acids. Lineage: Eukaryota; Metazoa; Chordata; Mammalia; Chiroptera; Hipposideridae. Gene Ontology annotation, molecular function: DNA-binding transcription repressor activity, RNA polymerase II-specific; RNA polymerase II transcription regulatory region sequence-specific DNA binding; metallocarboxypeptidase activity.